CAUGGAGAACAUAACAGACCAGGAGCUGAGGCGGCUACUGUCGAGCAAGGGCCACCAGAUCGGUCCGGUGACUAACACCACUAGGAGUAUUUACCAGAAACUGUACACAAAGCUGCUAGAAGAAGAGGAUAUAGAAGUAAAGUUGGGAUCCCCCAUACUGAGUCCUAGACCUGACCCAGCUAGCACCCCAGUCCUACGAAACAACAAACUCAAGAGAUCACCCUUAACUUUGACUGAUGAUGAGAAGUUGUGCGAGGCCACCUUCUCUAUUCCUGACGAUAAAAAGAAGAAAGUUGAGGAAGAAGAGGAUAUAUCAGACGCGACACCUCACUCCUUAUAUGGGCAUCACGUGGGGACACCUCACUCCUUAUAUGGGCAUCACGUGGGGACACCUCACUCCUCACCCACAACAAAGGACACAACUCACCCCAUUUCUAACAUCACUUCAGGGCUCAAUAGAGUCCGCUUCAGAGGUAUCCCAACCUACCAAGUGCCCUCACUACGACGCAGCACAAUUGAGCGCACAGCACUCAGUAAGAAGCUUGCGGAGGAAGCGGUCUGUGUAACAAGUAGUGUAACUAUGGUAACCAGCACCACUAAGAAAGGUGUUUUAAGGGCCCCAGGGGUUAGAGUGACCGAGUCUUCUGCUACUCUCAAGGAGAAAAUUGAUGCUGCUGCGAAAUCAGAGACUAAAGCUCCCAGCAAAACAUCUGCAUUUUCUAACACAAACAAACUCAACGUUACCAGUAAACUGAACGUAACUAUGGGUAACACGCCAGGUUACAUGAAAGGAACAAGCUCCACAUUAAAGAAAGGCUCUAAGAAAGACGCUGUUAAACCUGCCAGCGCUAUUUCAGCUAACAAGAAAAACGACUUGAAUACAACACGGAAUAGGAUGAGGAGAAGCAUUCGUUUAGCAACGAAGAGAAGCAUACGCAGCGUACGUGGCCAACCUACUCCUGUAAUUAGACGUGAUAAGGACUACAUCCCUAAAGUUGGUGGUUCUGCUAUCAGGAAAGCUAAAGAAACAGGAAACUCUACUUCUGUAUCCAAAGGAAACUCUACCAAGGGAGGUCCAGCUGCUAGUGGCAAGAAGAAGCGUGCAGCCUGGGAUAUUAAAGGCCGACUUGAAGACGUGACAAGUCUGUACAACUCUCUGAAAGAAGAGAGGGGGAGUAUGGAGGAGAAGCUGGUAGAGUUGGAGGAUGAUGUGAAUCAGAAGACUGGGGACCUGGACAUGUUAAAAAUAGAGAACGUGCAGUUGAAAGAGGAUUUGAGCACGACAACAGUGCAGCUAACUGAGAUAAACACUAAGUGUCACGAGCAAACCUUCAAGUUAGACGAGGCUAUUAUUGAGAGGAACGAGAAGGUGUCAUCUUAUGAGCGGAUAAAGCGCGAGCGUGAUGAACUGGAAGAAGAUUUCUCCCGUACGAAGUCUAAGAUGAGGGAGGCAGAGAACAGAGCAGAUGAUUUAGAGAGAGAUUUGAGGAGAGCUAACAAUUUUAGGGAGGAGGCGGAGGAAGAGCUGGUUAAGAGCAAGAAACGUGAAGGACAACUCAAUGAGAAGAUAGAGGAACUGAAUGAGGAGAUAAAGAAGCUAAACUGUACAAUAGCCAGUAGAGACAACAAGAUAUGUGACAUUGAGAGGACCCUAGAGAAAGAGAGGGGAGAGAAGGGGGAUGUGCACAAUAUACUGCGGAGGAAGGAACAACAUAUAGAGCAACUGGAUACUAAUAUUGCUUCUUUGGAGCAGAACAUCAAGGAAUUGGGUGAUACUGUUAGCGAGAAGAAUAGCAGUAUAGAUAAAUUAGAAGGGAACCUCUCCAAGGAGCAGCGCAAUCACAGAGAUAUAAACAGAGUGCUGUCAGAUAGAGAAAGUCAGAUCAGCGAACUAGAACAGAAACUAACAGUGUGCACUGAGAGAUUACAAGCAGGGGAACUACUCAGGAGGAAACUUCAUAACACUAUUCAGGAGCUGAAGGGUAAUAUCCGUGUAUACUGCAGAGUUCGCCCUUUCCUUCACAGCGAAGUCAUGACUGGCCAGCCGACCCACGAGGUGCCCCAGAUAGAGUUUAGUAAAGAUAAUACCAACAUAACUGUGUCUUCUUUCUCAGAGCCGACCCACGAGGUGCCCCAGAUAGAGUUCAGUAAAGAUAAUACCAACAUAACUGUGUCUUCUUUCUCAGAGCCGACACACGAGGUGCCCCAGAUAGAGUUUAAGCCUACCCACGAGGUGCCGCAGAUAGAGUUUAGUAAAGAUAAUACCAACAUAACUGUGUCUUCUUUCUCAGAGCCGACCCACGAGGUGCCCCAGAUAGAGUUUAAGCCGACCCACGAGGUGCCCCAGAUAGAGUUCAGUAAAGAUAAUACCAACAUAACUGUGUCUUCUUUGCAAGCUGAGAAGUUGGGAAGAAAAGGAGAAACACUCAACAACAGCUUCAACUUUGAUCACGUGUUUGGACCUCGCCACACCCAAGAAGAUACCUUCGCUGAGGUCUCUGGGCUGGUACAAUCUGCACUUGACGGGUUCAACGUGUGUAUAUUCGCUUACGGGCAAACAGGAAGUGGAAAGACCCACACUAUGCAGGGUCCUAUUGACCCGUCCAGCGAGUACAGGGGCAUUAUCCCGCGAGCUAUGGAGCAGGUCUUCAAGACUGGGGAUGAGAUGGCGGACCAGGGCUGGGACUAUGUGUUUACAGCUUCCUUUCUGGAGAUCUACAACGAGAACCUGCACGAUCUUAUUUGCAGCACCGACCAGAAGAUAGUGAUAAAGCUUGUAAAUGAGAAGACGCGUGAAGUGGAAGUUACAAAUGUCAAGUCUGUUAUUGUACAGAACUGUUAUGAUGUACACGAGUUGCUACUGAAAGCCAACAAGAACCGAACUGUAGCUGCCACAAAGUGUAACGAGAGGAGUUCACGGUCGCAUUCCGUCUUCAGACUCAAAAUUGAGGGGAAAAACACCAAAAACGGUGACACCUGUGUGGGUAACCUAAAUCUGGUGGAUUUAGCUGGUUCAGAACGUGUUGAGAAAAGUGGGAGCACUGGUCAGCGACUGAAAGAGGCUCAGGCUAUAAACACAUCACUCAGCGAACUUGGUAACGUGAUGAUGGCGCUGCAAGAGAAGAAGACCCAUAUUCCGUACCGGAACAGUAAGCUUACCUACCUGCUGUGUAACAGUCUGGGGGGAAACAGCAAGACUCUCAUGUUUGUUAACGUCAGUCCGCUAGACAAACACACCAGCGAGUCCCUCACCAGUCUCCGCUUCGCCAGCAAGGUGAACAAAGUAGAUCUUGGCACCGCUAAGAAGAACAAGUAAUCUCCAGGAAUCUGGACUAACUCUAUCUUCCAGCCCAGUUAACCCGGGCUUUAUCCUCCAUGUCUUCUGAUGAAGUCACUAUCAAGCUGAUGACGUCACUAUCAAGAUGAUGACGUCACUAUCAAGAAGUUAUUGUAACGUUGUACAGAAACGAAAAAAACUUAUAAAUUUCACCAUUCUGUCUUGUGUAUGAUUUAUUGGACAGCACUCAGUGAAAAUGAUAAAGCGUUAUUAGAAGCGUUAUUAGAAGCGUUAUUAGAUGAGAAUGUUAUUUAUUUUCCUGUCAUCCCUGCCCAUUAUUUGUAGAUAUAUUUGCUAUUUUUACGGUUCAUAUUUACGCGGUAACUAAUUAGUAAUUUCUAAUACUAUUUGCAUGGUAACGUAUUACUACUAUUUUCUUCACUUUUCUACUGUAAUUCAAAAAGAACAUGACAAAUAAACCCUCCAUCCUGUGCCGUACUUUUCUUUUGUAGUGUUAUUAGUUGGAUUUGUUGCAGCUUUCCUCAGAAAAGAUGAAAUUUCCUUGCUUUAUUCGUUUAAAGAAAAAUCCUCGCCCUUAGCUGUGAUAGGGGAUCGUUCAAAUAUUACGUUUGGACAAUUUUGGAAUCCCCCCUCUGUAAUCAGUUUUACACAAUAUGGCUAUUGUGAUAAAAUACACUUGCGUAAUAAUUUAGAACCCCACCCCUGACCCCUCUCAGUGAUUAUGUAAUAUUUUAACGACCCCUAAUAGUAAUGGUUAAAUAGUUUCUGUCAUUUUCGCCGGUCUUUAGUAAGGUAUAAGUACCAUUCCAUGAGAUCCAUAUAGAAUUGUCUAGUGUAAUGACUUUAUGACUAUUCUCAUUUGGUGAUGUAAGGUAGUUAAGCUUAAAGUUAGUUAUCACUAUCAUAUAUUUUACUAAUAUUCAAUAAUGAUAAGUUAAUGUUUAAAUUAGGCGAUAUUGUUGGGAUGAUUUAGAUUUUUGACUGAUUUUUCAUGACACAUUGUUGCGAAUA
Molecule: messenger RNA, 4309 nt
Organism: Bolinopsis microptera
Lineage: Eukaryota; Metazoa; Ctenophora; Tentaculata; Lobata; Bolinopsidae
Exons: 26
Coding region: 2-3316 (1104 amino acids)
Biological process (GO): microtubule-based movement
Molecular function (GO): microtubule motor activity; ATP binding; microtubule binding
Source: RefSeq, a predicted model, not a curated record